UAAGAAGAAGAUGGAAACAAAGGAUGCUGAAAAGAAACUAAGGAAAGACAUUAUUAAGAAGUGGGCUUCCAGUCUUCCGGAUGUAUGUGGAUUGACUGCUUUUGGCAAGUAAUUUACUAUGCAAUCAACUCCACUGAUAAGCACAAAAACUACGCUCUCUAAAACUCAUACAUAUUUCAGUCCUAAUCCAAGGAGUGAAUCAGUUUUAUUUGUUUCUGGUUUGAUUCACGAAUUAGAUGAGAUUAAAUUAGACAACUUACAAAUUCGAAAGUAGUAUUUAUGGAUAAAUAAUUAGAAAAUUAAGAGGAACUCAAUGCGCCUUGUAAAAGAUAAUUGAGAAGCAGCAAUAGCAGAAAGUAGCUCAUAGGGAGAUUAAUGGAGAAUGAUU
Molecule: messenger RNA, 388 nt
Organism: Paramecium octaurelia
Lineage: Eukaryota; Ciliophora; Oligohymenophorea; Peniculida; Parameciidae
Source: the annotation of a GenBank genome assembly